AUGAAAAUGGUUCACCUGUUUGUUUUGUUCAGCGUGUGGCAUCUGACUGGUGUGUUUGGUGAAUCAGUGUCAGUGACAGAGGGAGAUUCAGUCACUUUACACACUGGUUUAACUAAACUGAUGGGUGAUGAUCUGAUUAAGUGGAGGUUUGGAGCUGAAAACACUUUAAUUACUAGAAUUAAUGUAAUGAUCAAAAGACUUGAUAUAUAUGAUGAUGUUCUUGAUGGGAGAUUCAGAGACAGACUGAAGGUGGAUCAUCAAACUGCAUCUCUGACCAUCACAAACAUCACAACUGAACAUGCUGGAGUUUAUAAACUACAGACCACCAGCCUGAGCAAGAAUUUCAGCAUCACUGUUUACACGUGUCUGCCUGUUCCUGUCCUCAUCAGAGCCUGUUCUUCCUCCUCAUCUUCAUCUGUGCAGUAUUGUUCAGUGUUGUGUUCAGUGGUGAAUGUGAGCGCUGUGAGUCUCUCCUGGUACAAAGGAAACAGUUUAUUGUCCAGCAUCAGUGUGUCUGAUCUCAGCAUCAGUCUCUCUCUACCUCUGGAGGUGGAAUAUCAGGAUAAAAACACCUACAGCUGUGUGAUCAACAACACCAUCAGCAACCAGACCACUCUUCUGGACAUCAAUACACUCUGUCACACACGCGAAGUCCACGCCUCUGGCUUUGAGACUAUAGAUCCUGUGCUCCGAUUGGUCGUCACUGCUCUGAUGGGCAUGGCAGCUGUGGCUGCUGUUGUUCUUCUGGUCAAUGACAUCAGAUCUACAAUGUUUUGA
Messenger RNA from Danio aesculapii, 777 nucleotides. RefSeq lists its product as uncharacterized. NCBI's taxonomy places the organism in Eukaryota, Metazoa, Chordata, Actinopteri, Cypriniformes, Danionidae. The transcript has 4 exons. The record is from RefSeq and is a predicted model, not a curated record. The coding region runs from base 1 to 777 and encodes 258 amino acids.